Molecule: messenger RNA, 1815 nt
Organism: Torulaspora globosa
Lineage: Eukaryota; Fungi; Ascomycota; Saccharomycetes; Saccharomycetales; Saccharomycetaceae
Gene: GYP1
Product: GTPase-activating protein GYP1
Exons: 1
Coding region: 1-1815 (604 amino acids)
Biological process (GO): activation of GTPase activity
Cellular component (GO): Golgi apparatus
Molecular function (GO): GTPase activator activity
Source: RefSeq, a predicted model, not a curated record
AUGGGGCUGAGAUCAAGCUCGAAAGAAAUGCGCCAGAAGGAGCACGGUGGAGAUUCGGGUCAAUUGCAUAGGAAUAAUAGUGGCACAAACUUGGUUAGUACAUUGAUGAAAUCUUGGAAGAUAUCUUCGUUGCAGUCGCCGUCUCCGCAACGCAAUUCCGUAAGUUCGCUGGAUACAUCUAUGGGGGCCGAUGGGAAUUUUGAUGCGAUGUCGAGACAGCAAAUGAGUGCUAGGAGCAACUCAAACUGCUCGCCGUUGAGAUAUGUGAGUCCUGGUAGAAGCUCUGGUGGCGGUAGCGGAAGCCGCAGCGAGAGCCCUCGGACCUCCAGGAGUCACGGAUCUCGCCUCAAUCAUGGCAGUGGAAAUAACGGGAGUGGAAAAAAGAGUGUUAGAUACUUCAAGGACUUGGACGAAGAUUGGAGCGCAGUGAUAGAUGACUACAAUAUGCCCAUUCCUGUGAUAGCGAACGGGGGCGUGGCGUCGCCGACGACGCCAAAACUGACCAGAGCAUCCUCGAUGACUUCUACGCCUAACAACUCCAGCUCGAAUGUGGCGACAAAGAACGGCAGAACUUCAUUUUCGUAUCCACAGUUGCCGCAGUUGCAAAAAUCAUAUAGUUCUGAGCUGAGGUCUCAGCUGGAGCUGGAAAAUGAGCGGGAUGCGCAGGAAUUGAGCGCCAUCAUGCAGCGAAUAGCGAAGUUCGAUGCAAUCCUUAAGAACAAACAUAUUAUAAAUCAGCAAGAGCUAAGGCAAAUCAGCUGGAAUGGCAUUCCGAAGCUUCAUAGAAGCGUGGUUUGGAAGCUUUUGAUUGGAUAUCUCCCGGCGAACUCCAAGCGACAAGAACCGUUGUUGCGGAGGAAACGUAAGGAGUAUCGCGAUGGUUUGGCUCAUACUUUCUCCAGCCAACAUUCCAGAGAUAUUCCAACUUGGCAUCAGAUUGAGAUAGACGUGCCAAGAACUAACCCUCAUAUACCAUUGUACCAAUUCGAAUCUGUGCAGAAAAGCCUCCAAUGCAUCCUUUAUCUGUGGGCCAUCAGACACCCUACAAGCGGAUACGUUCAGGGGAUCAACGACUUGGUGACCCCGUUUUAUCAGACGUUUUUAACUGAAUAUAUGCCGAAGUCGCAGAUAGAUGAUGUGGAGAAGCUGGAUCCCGAGUCUUACAUGAGUCCCGAACAGCUGAGAGAUGUAGAGGCAGACACUUUUUGGUGCCUCACCAAGCUUCUCGAACAAAUCACCGACAACUAUAUCCAUGGGCAGCCUGGGAUCCUAAGACAGGUGAAAAAUUUACAACAGCUAGUCAAAAGAAUCGAUAGAGACCUGUACGAUCACUUCAAAAAGGAGAAUGUUGAAUUCAUUCAGUUUGCAUUCAGGUGGAUGAACUGCCUCCUCAUGAGAGAAUUCCAGAUGAGCGCUGUAGUAAGGAUGUGGGAUACCUACCUAUCCGAGACAUCAGUGGAGACUUCAGGAUCAUCUACAGAUCUCAUGCCGCCGCAUACUCCGACUGAACCGAUCAGGGCCACUUUUCAGUCUCCUGUCAAGGAAUUUGCGUCACCUACGUCGUCCUCGGGCACUGCCGGCGACGAGGUGCCCAAGAUGCGCCAGUCGUCACUUAACGAGUUUCAUGUGUUCGUGUGUGCAGCAUUUCUAGUCAAAUGGAGCGAUCAGCUUCUCGAGAUGGAUUUUCAAGAGAUCAUAACCUUUUUACAGAACCCUCCUACUAAAGAUUGGAAAGAAAGUGACAUAGAAAUGUUGCUCGGCGAAGCUUACAUUUGGCAAUCUCUCUAUAAAGAUGCAACCUCCCAUUGGCAAUAG